Molecule: messenger RNA, 552 nt
Organism: Erigeron canadensis
Lineage: Eukaryota; Viridiplantae; Streptophyta; Magnoliopsida; Asterales; Asteraceae
Product: protein SOB FIVE-LIKE 5-like
Exons: 3
Coding region: 1-552 (183 amino acids)
Biological process (GO): cytokinin biosynthetic process
Source: RefSeq, a predicted model, not a curated record
AUGGACCAUAUUGUUUUUGAUCAUGAUUCAGAAGAAUCAACUAGUAGUGGUUGUGAAUCUGGUUGGACUUUAUACUUACAACAUUCCAUUCCACAUGAUAAUUAUAAUGUGCUACAUGAUCAAGACCAUGACGAAAAAGAUUAUGAUGACGAUGAUAAUGAUAACGAGGACGAUAAUAUGUCAAUGGUUUCGGACGCGUCUUCUGGUCCACCACAUUUUCAACCAGAACACGAGGAAGACGAAUAUUGCAACAUGAACAACAAUAAUGAUGUGUUUUGUGAUCCUACAUUGGUGUCUGGUUGUAGGAAAAGACGAAAGAUCAUUGAGCAAAAUUGUUUUCAUAGUCAUUUGGCAGCUGUUUCUAAUUUUGCAGAUGACACUGCUAGUUCUCCAUUUUUCAACUUUUACAAUAAGGAUCUAUUAGUGUGCAACAAAGAAGCUUCAAUGUUGGAUGAUGACAGUUCUGAUUAUUCACAGGGCCAUUCCACAACCUAUUUUGAGACGUCAGGAUUAUAUGUAAGGGAGACUGGCAUGGAUGUCUGGAUGCAAUAG